UCUCUGAAUAUCAGCCAUCCUUGUCAAAAGUUGAGAGGGAAAAAAACACAUGGCUUCCCGCAGGUCAAGGUCGCUAUCAACCCCGUCAGAGGGCGAGAUAGUCGAGUCGGGAUCAGAGACGAAGGCAACUACGUCGCAAACUUCCAUGAAUGACACGAAUGUUAACCGUCGUUCCAGACUGAGUCCAUCGUUUUCUCCCAGAUCACCUGCUAGGUCGCCUCGGCGCCGAUCUCGAUCUCGAACGCGUUCGCCUUAUCGACGCGGCGAGAAACGUCGACGGUAUGAUGAUUAUGACAAUGUGGAUGAUUAUCGACAUGGCUCCUACCGAUACGAGUCUCGAUCCGAUCAUGACCGCAGCAGAUAUGCUUCGCGCCGUCACAGGACUUAUCAUGACUACGACCGAGACGAUAGCUACAGCGGCGGACUCCGAUAUAUGGAUGACUACGAUCGACGUGAUAAACGACAAAAGACGCGGAGUCGAUCACCUUUCAAAGACGUAAGAAAACCGAAAAAGUACGAUGAUACUGAUGUUGUUGGUGAAUCUCUGAAGGUGGCUUUUAGAGAGCAGUCAGAGAGCGAAAGGGGUGCUUCCGCUGUCGUCACUGAAGAUGCUAAACUGCACACUGAACGAGAGCGUCGGGUGCCUGAGUCUAGCACAGAUGCUUCUACUGGUUAUUUGAAUGGGUCAAGUGCAGACGUUAGUACCACUGAACCACCCGAAGAAAUUCUAGAUGAAGCAGCACGGUUGGAAGCCCGACGAAAACGGCGCGAAGCUAUUAAAGCCAAGUAUCGAGGCCAAGAUGCGUUGCGAAUCCAAGCAUUGCAUCAAGGAGCUGAUGCGGAGCUCACGCCCGUCACUCCGAUGAGUAGAGCUGAAUCACCCAAAUCUCCUGCCUUGGAAGUUUCUACCGAAACCCCUGAAAAUGAAUUUACAGUUACCAAGGAUGAAGAUCUUGCUAAUGGUACCCAGCCUAUGGAAGGCAUUGAAAGAGACGAACCAUCUGCAGCAGACUACGAUCCCACCCAAGAUAUGCGAGAAGAGCGACAGAGGCAUGAUAAGCGAUAUGUUGGAGAGGAGGGUGUAUCCGCAACUGCUUACGAUGAAACCAAAGCAACAAAACAAGAUGUACUCAUUCCCGAAGCACAACCAGAAGCUUCCGCCAAAGAUCCAUACGACAUGUUUGCUGAAGAUGAUGACGAUAUGUUCGCUCCGGAGCCCGAGGAGCAGCCCGAUCAUGCAAGUGCCAAGGCGAUCCCCAAGGCAAAAGAACUUGAUAUGACCAUGUUAGACAACUGGGAUGACCCUGAGGGCUACUAUAAUGUGAGACUGGGUGAGUUGAUCAACGGUCGUUAUCAUAUCCAUCAGAACCUAGGUAAAGGCAUGUUCUCCUCCGUGGUACGCGCCACCGAUUCCAAGAGUGGCAAAUACGUGGCCAUCAAAAUUAUUCGGAAUAAUGAUACAAUGCGAAAAGCAGGGUUGAAGGAGAUUCAGAUUCUUGAAAAAUUACUGGAGGCAGACCCAGAGGACAAGAAGCAUGUAAUACGAUUUGAACGGUUCUUUGAUCACAAGGGACACCUUUGCAUGGUGUUUGAGAACCUCAGCAUGAACCUGCGGGAGGUGCUAAAGAAAUUUGGUCGAGAUGUCGGACUGAAUCUACGAGCUAUAAGGGCGUAUGCACAGCAGAUGUUUCUUGGAUUGAGCCUGCUCCGCAAGUGUAGCAUCCUGCACGCAGACUUGAAACCAGACAACCUUCUGGUAAACGAGCAGCGAAGUGUCUUGAAAAUUUGCGAUUUGGGAUCAGCUUCCUCGGCAUCUGAUAACGAGAUUACCCCGUACCUAGUCAGUCGAUUUUAUCGUGCUCCUGAAAUCAUUCUUGGUAUUCCAUAUGACUACGCGAUUGAUAUAUGGUCUAUUGGUUGUACGUUGUACGAGCUAUACACAGGCAAGAUCCUAUUCACAGGCCGCAACAACAAUCAAAUGCUCCGAUCAAUCAUGGAAUGCCGUGGGAAAUUCCCAUCAAAAUUUCUACGCAAGGGUACCUUGACGCACCAUCACUUCGACGAAAUGCUCAACUUCCACAGCACAGAAGAGGAUAAACUCACGGGAAGAGUAGUGACAAAAAUUCUUGAUUUCAAGAAACCGACGCGAGAUCUUAAAUCACGGUUGAUGGGGAGUGGCAUCACGGGUAGCAAGGGAGGUUCCAAGGGGAUGACGGAGGGUGAGACGAAAGAGUUGGCGCAAUUUGUGGAUUUGUUGGAUCGUUGUUUGAAUGUGAAUCCGGAGAAGAGAUGUACACCGUUGGAAGCUUUGAAGCAUCCUUUUCUUUCAAGGAAAUAGUUUGAUGUGUCUGGGUAUGUGUAUAUAGUCUAUAGCAUAUGUUUCUGUCUCGAGCGUACACGUUUAGUCAAAUGUCAGCCUCUGAAAGUGCGAUUGACAAAAGGCAUCCAUGUUGUAGACGUUCUUAGGUUGACUAAAUGCUAUGAAAUCCCGGGCGUACUACCUAGGUACUGGUCAGCUAACGAUAUCAGACCGUGA
Messenger RNA from Talaromyces stipitatus ATCC 10500, 2536 nucleotides. RefSeq names its product serine/threonine protein kinase (Prp4), putative. Gene Ontology annotation, molecular function: protein serine/threonine kinase activity; ATP binding. Gene Ontology annotation, biological process: mRNA cis splicing, via spliceosome; peptidyl-serine phosphorylation; peptidyl-threonine phosphorylation. Lineage: Eukaryota; Fungi; Ascomycota; Eurotiomycetes; Eurotiales; Trichocomaceae. The record is from RefSeq and is a predicted model, not a curated record. The transcript has 3 exons. The coding region runs from base 50 to 2338 and encodes 762 amino acids.